Molecule: messenger RNA, 10291 nt
Organism: Xyrichtys novacula (pearly razorfish)
Lineage: Eukaryota; Metazoa; Chordata; Actinopteri; Labriformes; Labridae
Source: the annotation of a GenBank genome assembly
GUGUCCUACCGCCUCCUUCCCUCCUGUCUGUUACAGCUAAAUGGUGUAAUGUAGCUGGGUAGCCUUUUACACCGUUAUAAAAAAAAAAUAGAAAGCAAAAACAGUCCAUUUAUUAGACUUUUGCAUAAUAUGGCCCAGCUGCAGGCCAGUGAGCAGCAGCUGACAAAAACCAUCAUCAUCAUCUGAAAAAGAAAACUGGAUCCUGCGGAGGACUGUGAGUGACUGCAGGCUCGCGCUGGGGCUAACGUUACGCAGCUGCCUGAAACCAAAGCUAACGGCUAUCAAGCGUUAGCAGAUAAAGCUAACCCCUUGGACAUAUGAUAUAGGUGCAGUUAAACACAAGGACAGACCUCUGUAGACAGCGACCCGGGUAGGAAAAGAUACCCUGCUGUGACGCUGACAUGGACAAAGCAGAAGCAGACCGGCUGAUAGAGAAGGCGAAGCUGUGUUUACGGUCAGGACGGAAAGACCGGGCGCUGCAGCUGCUUUAUGAAGCCCAGAAUAUUUUCCCCAGCACCCGGGCCAGAGGUAAAAUUAGCUCCACUCUCUCUGCAAUGGCAGUCUGACUAUCAGACAUGAAGUUAACUGGGUAACUUGUCUCAGCUUGUUAACUGCUGCCAAUACAUUAUCAUAUUUCAGGUGGGUUGCAUAGAUUGCUAUUUUCAGACAGGACAAAAAUUAACCAUGUUGCUAUAACUCAAAGCUCCAGGUUGUUCAGUGCUGGAAAAGUCUCCCGUCCCCCUUUGCACACCUCUCAGGUUGUGGGACAUUGCUGUGUUAGAACCUGCAUUUUUCUAUUUGCUUAAACUUACUUGAUUAUUUUUGCAUUAAUGGUGCUCAUGACCAGAUUAGUUUGAACUCAACGUAGCACGUGAUGCAUAUAAUCACAACCGCGAUUGGACAUGGAGGAGUGAAAACCUUGAUGGAAAGUACUAAGUCCCUCUACUUUUGAUGUUUGUAAGAAGUGUAAGAAAACUGAAUGCCACUAGGUGAACUUUAUUUAAAAUGCCUUGCUCCAGGGCACAAGUAAUCAAUGAUCUAGGGCUGGGCAAUAAAACGAUAAUGAGAUAUAUCGAAAAUUAUUUUCCCUCAAUAUCAAUAUAAAACACGGUCAGUAUGCGUUUCAGUAGUCGGCAUUUUGCCAUGUUUUGGUAGACUAUACAAAUAGUCAAUGAAAAUGGGAGUUGCUCCAGGUCGCAGAUUUUUUUUUUUUUUUUUUUUUUUGUAGGAUGGUCGGGGAAAGUCCCGCCUUCUUUGCCUCUGAUUGGCUAGAAAAGCUGGAAAUGUCAUCACAUGCUCAAGCCAAACGUGGGCUGUCGGCUCUGUACAUCGAACAGAACAUUACAGAACAUUAUCGCACUUCUGAAUCUACUAACCCUAACCCGACAGACGAUAAGGUAUCACAGCCAUAAGGAAUAACCAAUCGGAACCCAGCACUUCAAUAAGAGGCGAAAGAGGGCGGGACCUUGCCCUACCAUCCUACAAAAGAAAUUUGCCUACGGGUCCGCUUCAUGCUGAACCAAUCAUGUGCUAAAUGAGAACCAAGUAGCAAACAACUGCGUGGUAGCAGGCUGCAGCUACACGAGAUGCAAGAUACUAAGUUCAAAACAAGAUUAUAUUUAUGAUUAGUUAUUACCAACACAAAAGAAGUUGACAACAACCACAAACAAUCAAAAUCGUAAUCAAAGCAAUCUGAAAAGCACUCAGAUGUUUUCCUUAACUUUUCAUCUCACAGUUCUUUGUAAACAGCUGACAGUAAAACAUAAACAGUCACUUGUUUGAAAAAGAUUGACAACAAAAUUAAACAUGUUUACAGCUUUGUAAAAAUGGGAGGCGUAGUUUUAUAGCCCAGUAGUUUUGAAGAUAUUAAGGUUAAGGCUUCAGCUAAGUAAGAGGUUUGGCUGAUUUGACUGCCAAGUGGGAACACGGUUGCUAAUAACCAGCUCAACUCCAGCUCUUGUUCUCUUGCUAAGUUGACUGAAGUUAGGUUGAAAGUAUGGCGUCCCUUGUUGAUGGGCUUCAGAAACCAGUGGGUGACUUAACUUAGACUGUGUCUGUUUUUUAUACAGUCUAUGGUUUCUACUGACAGCCAAACAAUCCUCCCUCCAUCUCAAAUCAAACAAAAAACAGACCCACUAUCAGGUGGGUCAGCUAUUGUGUUGAAAUAAUAUGAGACUCAGUAACUGUUAGUGCCCCGUCGUGUGACUUAAUUUUACAUUUUCACAAAACAUUUGGUGAACCAUGAAGUUGAUUGAACCCAGAAAUUUAAUCCCAUGAGCAGCACUUUUAGCUGAAACACGAGACAAAAGGCUGAAUUAAUAGCACAGAGUUAAUGGAGUGGUCUGAGACGACCUCCUGCAAGUGUUUUUUUUUUUUUUUUUUUUUUUUUCAGAUAUUAGCAAUGUACUCCUUUUGAUGAUAGUCUUGUUUUCCUUUUUUAGGUUAGUACUUCUUUACAAAAUUGCCUUGGGGGAGUUGGGGGGGGAUGUUUUCACAGAUUCUACUGUUCUACUGCCACUGUCUUAACAAAAUGUAUCUCUGGACAUCGUGCAGAAAACCUUUGAAUAAGGAUCUGAUAUUGAUAUUGGACCAAUUAAUAUUGGAAUAUCAGAUUAUAUCGGUCUGCAUCUAAAAUCUCCAAUAUCAGCUCUCUGUUACAAUCAGUCCAUUCCAGACUCUGCUCCGGCACCUCCAUCUAGCAGCACCCGGAUCCAGCAUGCAGAGCCCAUGUAAUCAAAACAACAUUGUGUACUAAGGUACUAACAAAGUAGCAAGAAGUAGGAGUGAUGUCGGCUGUAAGGCAGUAUUUUUCAUCUAAUUCUGAAAAAUAAGUUGUAGUUGAGUGCAAAACUUGUCAUGCACAAGUUUGUGCUAGUAUUGGAUCAAUAUUGGUAACGGCCAGUACCAACGGCUACAAUAUCAGUAUUUUAUUGGAAUUAAAAAAGUUGUAUCUGGACACUCCUACCUUUAAAUAAAGUUACUGUUAGUUGUCUUUCUUUAAAGUCAUCCUUCUGUACAAUUAGGGCCAACCAAGUAGAUUCCAUGUCAUGUACCAUAACAUUCAAUGGGAUUUGUAUUGCCAGCUGACCUCCCAUCCUGUGCUCUUGUGUGCAGUACUCAUAGAUGCCAUCAUAGGGAAUGAAGGCCCUGCUUCUCCAGAGGCAAACCACGUGCCCCCUCCAGCAGGCUGGAGAGACGAGGACAUCAGAGACAAUGAGAGGAGCAACGCAAGUAGUGAUGACAAAAAGAGCUACACCGAGGAUCAACGUCAGGGUGUUUCCAGGUGAAUGAUGAAUCUUGAAAUUGACUUUUACGUUUGCCUUUCAGCCUUUUAUGAAGUGGUGAACUGAUGGCUGCCUUGUCCAAGAGUUUAGACAAGUUUUUCCUACUCUUGCUAUUCUUGAACAUCUGUUAGCAGUGUGCCUACAAAAACAUAUAGAUUGAACAUGGGAAGACUAAUGUUUACGUUUGCUCGUCAUUACUUUAAUAUUUGUUUGAAUUGGCUUUUGUUUUGAUAUCCAUAAUGCUCUCUUACUGCAGAAUAAAGAAUUGCAAGGACUUCUACGAAAUCCUCGGUGUUUCCAAAAAUGCAAGUGAUGAAGAUUUGAAGAAGGCAUACCGGAAGUUGGCCCUCAAGUUUCACCCGGAUAAGAACUUUGCUCCAGGAGCUACAGAUGCUUUUAAAGGUAAGAGGUUUUACAAACAGUAUAGAAUUAUGUCCUUUUUUUUUCAUGCUCUGCAGUGAUGGCGGUAUAUUUUUAAUUGUUCUUCUUGUUGUAUCAAAAAAUAGUUUACUGAUUGCUGAACACUGUCAUGUAAACUCAAGGAAAUAAGCUUUUCUAGUGUCAGACACUUGACCUGCCAAAUCAGAAGUUAUGGACGAUUAAAAAAAAAAAAAAAAAAACCCUCAUGCUUGUGAUGUUUCAUGUAAACAGAUAUCAACAAGGUAGAAGGUUCAUAUAGGCCAUCCAGUUGUGCCAGUUUUCACUAGGUCCAGAAGUCCUUGGUUAAGAUGUAGACUCUAUAAUGCCUGAGGUGCAAAAGGGGGUCAAAGGAAAGGGUGAUAUCUCUGUUUUGGAAACAAAGGGAACUUGGUCACUGUAGUUCUUCCUGUUUUAGAGGAGUAAAGGUGCAUUGCGUAGAAAUUUGAAUAUUUAGCAAUACCUAGCAGUGAGAUUCUAAAUUGAAAUUCUUUGGUACUCUCCCGUAUUUCAGACCUAUCUGCCGCCCACCUCCCGUAUUGUCAUUUCUCCCGGGAAUCUCCUGUAGUUUGCAUGGUCCAUGUUCAUUCAUGAAUCGGAUCACAAUAUCACACUAAUAUUAGUGGACUAUCUAAGUUCAAGGCAUAUCAUAGCUAUACGUUUUUUUUAUUAUCAUUUGUUAUUGUUAAAACAAAACAAAAAAGUGUGACGCUUCACUUAUACUUAUUUAGAUGAGCAAUUUAAUUAUAAAAACUCUCAAAAUUGGCUCAUAUCCACCAUACAAGGUAACCCCAAAAAUUUCCUGGAUUUUGUAACCCAAAUGUUGGCAGGUAUGCUCAUAGUAGAGCCAAUUAAGAAAUGUUAAAACCCCAUGCAUCCAUUUACCACAGUUUGCACACAAAAAGUAGUCUUCUAAGGGUCAGUCGAUUCUGUCCUGGUUUUGCAGGGUAAGAAGUUCAUGCUUUGGCUUUUGGCGUCACAGUGAAAUUGCUUCUGGAUCACUGAAGGUGCAGCUGUGCUCCAUGUGAAAUCAAAAGGCAACAAUGAUUCACUUGAAAUCCAAAACCACAAGUUUUUUUUAGCCUGACUGAGUCUUUUAUUGCCUAAACCAAAGGAAAAUUCUGCCACAGUUUUACCAACUUAGGGAAGGUGUAUGUUCAAGUUUCAAAACCAAAAGUACUUUAUGAGGCACAGAAAAACUCACAAUUCUCCCACUUUGACAGUGCAUUCAGUCUUUUUUGUCUUAGCAUUCAGUGAAAUGCUCUAGAUUAUCCUUUAAAUGAAGAUAUUAAAGUUGUACAUAUUUCCCAGCAUAACAUUGUGUCCUAUUUCAGAGGUGAACUACACUCGAAGUCAUAAGUUUUCCAUGUAGUCUUCUGGGUUGCAGCUGUACCAGAGAUUAAGUGAAAAGGAACAAGACUCCAACUCUGCCCUUUUCAAUAUUGAUAAUCAGAAAAGCUUUGAUUUAACUUAAGAUGAAUUUAGAAUUUGGCACGAGGCCUCCUCAGGCUUAAAACUUUAAAAGAGCGGGUUAAGUAACAACAUGUUGUGUUAUAGUUUUGCCUGUGCUCCAGCCUCCCCGGUGAAAUGCUAUGUGUUUAGACAGUCUCUUUGAAAAUCGGUGCUCAUGCUGUAGCCCACGACUAGCCAGCUGGAUUUGACACGAAGAAACAAAAAGUUGUCAUGUUGCUAUUUAAUAUUUGUUUUAGAAAUGAGGGAUGGGGUUAUCAAAGUUCAAGGUUUAUAAGUACAAAUUGCCUUCCAGCUAAUUCGGAUUUACUUCGGCCACAACUGAAUGUCUCCUUCCUCUCCCGCCAGCAAUAGGCAACGCAUACGCUGUGCUGAGCAACCCAGAGAAGAGGCAGCAGUAUGAUCAAUACGGAGAUCAAUCCACAGCCUCGAGUGCACCCCAGCACUCCAGCCACAGUCGCCAUGGAUACCACAGAAACUUCCACAGAGACUUCGAGGCGGACAUUUCCCCAGAAGAACUCUUUAACAUAUUUUUCGGGGGAAGAUUCCCAACAGGUGAGCGUUGUUGUUGUUGUUGCAAGUGUUAAUUUGGUGGAUGAAACUUUGUCUGAAUGAACAGAGAAGUAAAGAUACUGUAAGCUCACCGCCUGGGUUUUCAUUUUAAUGAUCGAUCGAUUCAUAAUUAAGUUUUGUGAAAAUGAAAAUAGAUGUUUGAACAGUAUUGAAAAAGCUUGUCUUGGUUAAUAAUCUCAAGGAAUCACACGACAGCCUAGUGAGUCAUAAGUGGGCAAACUGGACAUUUUCAGAACUUUUAUGUCAAAUGAAAUCCUCUCUAAUAAAGCCACCUCUGAUUAUUAUCUGAAUUAUUGUGUUCAUGCUGGUUGGUUGUAGUGUGGGGAUAUCAUCUUGUUUCUUAGUAUGAAGGUGCAGAUUUUGUAAAAACAUUUGUGUGUGUAUCUUUCUGCAGGAAAUAUCCACGUGUACACAAACCAGGGAGCCUCCUACUCUCAGUUCUAUCAGCCUCGUCGUCGACGUGCUUAUGAGAGGCGCGAGGAGGUGGUGGAGGACAAUCAGAGUCAGGUCAGUGACUCACAAACAUAAAUGCAUGCUUAAAAAAAAACAGCACCAUGUGAAGAUGUUAUUCAUAUCUAUCAUUAACAUACACUCUAGACUUUAGAUGAUGCAUUUUUUUAACAUGGCUGCUGCCCUGUAAUCACUGAUUCCAAAAUAUCCGACUUGUUUUGUUCAUUUAUUGCUUUGGGAAAGAGUGUUUUGCCCCAAAGACACACAAGUACUUUGCUGGCAUGAGUACAGUGGAUCAGUGCAGCCUACAUACAGUAUAAUACAGUAUGCUUUGUAAUCUGUGCUGAUUUUAUCUUCCCACAGAACACCUUCACAGCUCUCCUGCAGCUGCUCCCUGUGCUAGUGCUAAUCCUCAUAUCAGUGUUUACUCAGAUGAUGGCUACUAACCCGCCCUACAGUCUCUUCUAUAAGCCGUGAGUCUGUCCUAACAUCAGCCUUUUCAACAAAUCUUGCUGGUCUGAUUUGGUGGACGGUUAAGUGUCACUAAAAAUGUUUAAACACUGUGUGUUUCAGGGCCAUGGGGCUAGUGGUAUCUAGGGAAACACAGCACAUGGGUGUACCAUACUACGUGGAUAAGAGUUUUCAGAAGGAAUACCGCGGAGCUGCACUAGAUGAACUAGAGAAAACCAUUGAGAAUGACUACAUUGAACAUCUGCAGAGCAGCUGCUGGAAAGAGAAACAGCAAAGUAAGCAUGAAGCUAAAUUGGCCAUGAUGUUUACAGAUUUGUUAAGCAAUUAAAGGGAUAUACCGGCGUAAAAUUAAGCUAGGGUCAAACACACCGUAACACAGAGUUAGACACCCCCUCGAGAGAUGAAUGUUGCCGACCUCUUGCUUCUCUAGUUAUACCAACUUUAGUAACGACCGCCGGAUAGCAAUACACAGCGGCCUAAGGAGCCAUAAACAAACCUCAACCAAAACGCCACUCUAUAGCCUCAAAUAAUGCUCAGAACAGCACCUAACCACAUCAACAGUACAUAUAGGGUCCUAGCCACAGUACUAGCCACCAAACAUCUUUUUAACUUUGCCUGAUUUCAUUAGCAAAGAGACUAAACACAACUCACCCACUCUCUUCCAGCAGCCGCUUGUUUGUACAGAGACCUCAGGCGAGUCCAUUACCGCAGCGGGGGGACGCAGCUCAAGGAAGAACAUUUAUGAUCAUUUCUUUAUCAUUUCCUUGAAGUAAUAAUCAUCAUAUUAAUCAUUUUGCGCUGCAGAUGUGGUAGUUCUUCUGCCUUAGGGUCUCGGUCUGAUUGUAUUUCCAUGAAGAAAUUAUCAUAAAUGUUCUUCCUUGAGCUGCGUCACCCUGCUGCAGUCCGUAAUGGACUUACCUGAGGUCUCUAUACAAACAAGCGGCUGCUGGAAGAGAGUGGGUGAGUUGUGUUUAGUCUCUUUGCUAACUCUGUGUUGCGGUGUGUUUGACCCUAACUUAGUUUUACGCCGGAUUAUCCCUUUAAGAAUGCUAUCAGAAACCUACUUUUUGCCAGAGUAUCAAACCACAGAAGUGAAAUGUGCUGAUUGCUUCAGUAUGAUGUGUAUGAUCAGGUUGUUCUCGGCAUUACUUUUGCUGUCGAGAAUCAAAAACCUUAAACCCUUGUGCCUUCCAAUCUGAUGCCAGUAUUUGACAAAAAUGGGUAGAAAUAUAUUUAUAUUUUUUGUAACUAACGAUUAUCAAUAAAGCUGACCUUUAACCCUGCUUAUUUCUCUCCAGAGUCAGACCUGGCAAACCUGGGACAGCUGUAUCGAGAUGACCGCUUAAAGCAGAAAGCUGAGUCGAUGAGGCUCGACCACUGUGAGAAACUGCAUCGACUGAUAGGGCGUCAGAGGGGCAAAUAAAGACUGUUUGAGGGGAGUUUAGGUUUCUUUACAAGCUGUACAACACACAUUUUACUCAAAUGUCUAAUUUAUCCAAUCUGGCCAGGAUGUAAAGAAAUCUCUUUGUGGUACAGCGCAGUCAGUGGGAGAUGAUACUGAUGAAAAAUGUGCCUUCUCUCCUCCUCAAUGGUAGAAAAUAGGAGUUGCAUGUUGGCUGCCAGCUGUGGCAGCAGCACUGAACGCAAGCUCACUGGGGCAGUGUGUACGAUGUCUCCGAGCCUUUAGACUUUCUUAUAGAAAUGGUACGACAUACAAGGUCCCCCUUUUGGGUCAUGAAGGCAGUUAUGUACUCACAUGGAAAUGUUUUAUUUGUGCAGUUAAUUUAUUUUCUUGAAUGUGUUCAUGUCUACGCUGAAAUUAUAGGUCUGUUUGUUUAUUUAUUAGUUCAUGGAGUGAAUGUUACUGGAGCAGCUUGGGUCAUACUUUUUCUUAAGGCAGGAUUUCAGUACACAGGCUAAAACUACACUGUAGUCUUUGGACUAAUGGUGGCAGAGCUUCUGUUCUGUGAAAGGAAAGAGGACCUAUUAUUUAUUCUCAACACAGACACUGUCAAUGGUUUUAACCACUGAAUUGUUGUUAAUCAAACAGUUCGACUUCUGGCACUGUAAAAAAAAAAAAAAGAGGCAAUGUUGGAAAAAAGACAUUUUCUAAUUGAACGUUUUCUUUUAAAAGGCUCUCUACAGCUUACACAAGUGUUAAUACUGGUCCUAAGGAACAUCAGUUAUGUGGUAGAAGAAAAGGUUUUUGAUUUUUCAUUUUCAUUUGUAAAAAGUAAGGAAUCCACUUCAACCAAAAAGACAAUUUGAACUCCUGCACAGUUUUUCUGACGGACCUUGAAGAAGUGGAGAACUCAGUUGUGAUUGGUCUUUGUUAGGUUACCAGACGAAAAUGGUAUGCAGUAUCUUCCUUUCCUCAACCAUGCACAAUUUUAAACGUUUUUCUACACAGAAGAACUUUUUAUAAAUGCACCUUUUGACUUAUUUAAAAAAAGGCACACAUUUCAUAUCAUGAUUUAACUUUUAACAAAGGUAGUUGUUCAAUUAAUAAUCAGAAACAAAUUAAACAAAUUCAGACAACUUUCUUGGAACUAAGAUGCUUUUCUUUUGUCAUCAGUGGGAAGCUGUAUUCGCAGAGCUGAUAACUUUCUUUUUUUACACUGAACCUGGAUCAUUCGAACGCCUCACAGACAUUAAUAGUUGUUGCUGUGCACUAAGAUUGCCAAACUGCCUUAGCUGUUCUCAGACUUAUGAAUUAUUCAGGUUCAUUUCAAGCACUUUUAGGUUAAUAUUUAAUCCUGUGUUCCAUGUUGUUCAUGUUGCAUGCAGCCCAGUGAGAGUGUUUUAUUAGUUACAUGUUUAUUUCAUGUGAAAACAUCUUCAUGACUACCGAUGCAUUAAACAAUGAGAAUAUUCAGGUCCACUCUGUAACUCACAAACAUGUUGAACUCUACCUGUGACACACACACACAAAUCAGGUUUUGGUAUCGGUGAGUGUGGUAGUGCACUUCAGAAUCACUACAGAAUUCAGUUUUAAGCCAAAAAUACCAGAAAAUUAAACAUGUAUACAGAAAAUGUGAAGGUUUGACUUGUUUGUUUGCAUAAUCAUAGUGGUUUUACUCUCUGAAUGCUCCAUGUACUUGCCAGCUGGAGAUGUGGGGGGGUCACAGACAUUUGAUGGUUAUUCAUUAAUUUUAUUUUUUAAGUGGUACCUGGCAGUUUUAAAUGUUGAAUUCGCUUCAUUAAGGCUGAUCAUUCAGAAACUUGAUGCUAGUUUCAUAUUUCAUUCAGUAACUGUUCACUUUUAUGGACACUGCACCACUAUCUCCUUCGACUGUAAGACCUUUUUGAUGGGAGACCCAAGGCAUGUGCAGAAGUGAAAAGGCGAGUUCAGCAACUGGACUGACUUCACACCCCAUUAUCUGAGCAAAACACAUUUAACUCGCAGAUAAAAGGAAAAUCCCUCAGGUUGGUACAGUCCACAGCAGAAGAGAAUCUUGUUUUACUUAGAGCUGACAGCUGUGAAAGUUUUUCAACUCCUCUGUUAGUGUUUGUCAUAUUUUUUCUCUUGCAGUUCCUCUUCUACUCUGCUAAUUCAGUCAAGCUGCAACAGGAGUCCACGUUUUUCAUCAAAAUGUCAAUAAAUAAAGUACGCUUUCAAAACAAAA